GUUGUUGUAAAGGAUUUCAGGGGCACAUGUGCAAAGACUAUUAGACUGACACCAAGGCCAAACGUGACAAUGGCAGAGUCUCCAGACUCAGUAUCCUCGUUACCAUCAUGUCGUUUAUCGGCUCAGUUCUCCUUAUCUGCUACCUUUACCUCACCGGUACUGUUUUCUUCGAUGGAAUGCACUAUCUGCUCCAUCGCUGGGCACGGUCAGAGUGGAAGCUCCUGCGCCAGCUCUCCCGCUACCACCAAUACCACCACCUUUACUACGGCCGCUUGCUCCAGUUCAACCCCAAGUACAGCCGUCUGAAUGCACGAAUCGCCCUCCCGCUUGAGCUGGUCUGCCAGCUGUUGGGGAGCGUUCUCGGGUGGUUGCUUGCGAGAGCGGUCUGCUUGUCCCCGAGUGGUCAUUCCGAUCGCAGGGCUCUGCUCCUCGUCCUGCUGGUCCAAACGGGGCGUGCCCUAACUGUGAUCCUCAAUGACGGGAAGGACUCCAACCACAUCUCCUACGACACAGUCCCCAAAGACCGGAGCUGGGCCUUCGUGGGCCCCGAGUAUCAUGCCCUGCACCAUCAUUACCCGGAUAAAUACAUGGGAUCGGCGAUCAAGCUCUUCGACUGGGUAGCGGGGACGGCAUACUCUCUUCGCGGCAAGACCGUCGUUAUGGUCGGUGGCUCCGGAGACUUUGGGCAGGCGAUGGAGAAGCAUCUCCUCGAGGAACGGGUCAAAUGCAUCUACAAGCAGAAUGUCCAGCCAAGCUGCUCGCAGCAAGACAUCGCCCGCCUUGUCGCCAUGCUGGAAGAGGCGGACAUUCUCAUCCUCGCGCACGACACGCAAAGGAUAGACGGCACAGUGCCAAACUCCAUGUCGUUAGUCCGGAUGAUUCAGGAGUUUCUGCGAUUCAAAGCGACACGCAGAGCCAAGGUCCUCCCGGAGAUCUGGCACGUUGAGUGCGAGUCGGAGCUGCCCCGGCCGUGGGGAGUCAUCCAUCGCCAACAAGAUUCCGUUCCAGCCAAGUCAUCCUUCCUGCCCUAUGCUCGCUCCCUUUAUCGGACCUCGCAAGUCACCUACCGUCAUAUCGUGCUUCCAGCAUACCACCACUCGACAGCGAGGUUCAUGGUGUCGCCUAAUUGGCUUGUCUGUGUGGCACUGUGGUGGAUCCGCCGGGGAGCUCAUUUUGUUCCGGUGACUUGGACCGGGCAGGCGUAUUUGCACUUCCUGCCGCUCUUGUUUGGGGAUGCGGUGGAUAUUGAUUGCGUAGACGAGAGCAAGGAUACGCGCAAUGAAUUUCCUGUAUGGAAAGCAGACGAGCUGAGGUGUAUUCACGAAGGGGAAGAACACUGCAUUGUCCGGACUUAGAAAUCCCUUUCUUAUCAUUGAAUCAAAGCACACUUACCAU
Aspergillus japonicus CBS 114.51 is the source of this 1395-nucleotide messenger RNA. RefSeq lists its product as uncharacterized. The record is from RefSeq and is a predicted model, not a curated record. NCBI's taxonomy places the organism in Eukaryota, Fungi, Ascomycota, Eurotiomycetes, Eurotiales, Aspergillaceae. The transcript has a single exon. The coding region runs from base 108 to 1355 and encodes 415 amino acids.